AGCGGCAUCAUUCUUCACACGAAAUGGAUAUGGUUAUGCUUAAAUCUAUUGAGCAAAGCCCUUCUGGAAAACUAGGAAAAUGGCAGCGUUGAGAGCUUUUGUCUUAACGCCAUCACGAUCCACUGCCAUUUCCAAUCCGAAGCGCUCUCAAGGAAGCAAAAUUUAUGUUCCUCUGUCUGCCAAAAAUGCCGUCAGUUCAAAUUCAGAAAAUCCCAAUUCUUCUUCUUCAGAAGAAAAAAGAGUCGAGAAAAGCUCUAAAAAAUCAAGUCAAUCUUCAUGGGACGCUAAAAAUAGCGAAGGCAAAGAUUACUUAUACAGAUUAGGGCAAGAAGCUGACAAUUUAAACAUCACUGUCGGGGCACGCCAGGGCUUGAUUGAUGACCUCUUUGUUGGCAACUUCCUUGGAAAAGAUGCGGACAUAGUGUUUGAUUACAGACAGAAGGUGACCAGGUCAUUUGAGCAUUUACAAGGAGACUAUUAUAUUGCGCCUGCAUUUAUGGAAAAGAUUGUGUUACAUAUUGUGAAGAAUUACAUGGCACAUCUUAUGGAUAUUUCAAUUCCGUUGAUUUUGGGUGUUUGGGGAGGCAAGGGCCAAGGGAAAUCAUUCCAGACAGAACUUAUCUUCAGAGCAAUGGGGAUUGAGCCAGUUAUUAUGUCUGCAGGAGAACUUGAAUCUGAAAGAGCAGGAGAACCAGGGAGAGUCAUUCGUGAUCGCUAUAGAACGGCAUCGCAAGUUAUAAAGAACCAAGGCAAAAUGAGUUGUUUGAUGAUCAAUGACCUUGAUGCAGGUGUAGGAAGAUUUGAGAACACACAAGUGACAGUUAAUAAUCAAAUAGUCAUUGGAACAUUAAUGAAUCUAGCAGAUAAUCCUACAAGGGUGAGUAUUGGACAAGAUUGGAGAGAAUCAGAUAUUACCAAUCGUGUGCCCAUAAUUGUUACUGGAAAUGACUUUUCAACAUUGUAUGCCCCUCUCAUUCGUGAUGGCCGCAUGGAGAAAUUUUACUGGCAGCCAACACGUGAAGAUCUCAUAAAUAUAGUUUAUCGAAUGUACCAAAAUGAUGGCAUAUUGAAAGAUGAAGUUAUGAGAAUAGUUGAUACUUUUCCAAAUCAAGCACUUGACUUCUAUGGUGCUUUAAGAUCCCGCACAUAUGAUCGAAUUGUUCUAAAGUGGGUUGAAGACAUUGGAGGUGCUGAGAAACUUGGGGAGAAACUUCUUAGAAGGCGAAAGGAUGACGCACUUCCUCCUUUCAUCCCCCCAAAGCAAACAAUUGAAAAUCUUAUGGAAGCAGGCCAGUCCCUUAUUGAGGAACAACAAAUGGUUAUGAAAAUGCGACUUUCAGAAGACUACAUGAAGAAUUCCAAGACUUAGAGCAUCAUAAUAAUUAUUUUUAUUAGAGUUAUUUUAAAAAUAAUUCAAUGCUAUUAAAAUUUCAAGUCAGAGUUGUUUGUAUAUAUUUAUUACCUUAAACUAUAGUUACCUAGAGACUAGUAUCUUGACCCUUGAUACUCGUCUUCUCUACCAGAAACUCAUCUCCACCUUGGAGAAGUAUAUGCGUAUGUCUUUAGAUGUCAGGAGACUUGAUAUGAAAUUUCUUUACAUCAAUAUGUAUCCUGGAAGUUUCCCUUGAAAAUUAGGAAACUUCCUACAUCAUUCUCUUCCUAUAUCAUAUAAAUUCCUUCGUUUUUUAA
Messenger RNA from Cryptomeria japonica (Japanese cedar), 1689 nucleotides. RefSeq names its product ribulose bisphosphate carboxylase/oxygenase activase, chloroplastic. The record is from RefSeq and is a predicted model, not a curated record. The transcript is spliced from 12 exons. Gene Ontology annotation, molecular function: ATP hydrolysis activity; ATP binding. NCBI's taxonomy places the organism in Eukaryota, Viridiplantae, Streptophyta, Pinopsida, Cupressales, Cupressaceae. The coding region runs from base 80 to 1369 and encodes 429 amino acids.